Messenger RNA from Capra hircus (goat), 1487 nucleotides. It is a transcript of the gene LRRC46, whose product is annotated as leucine rich repeat containing 46. The transcript is spliced from 8 exons. Lineage: Eukaryota; Metazoa; Chordata; Mammalia; Artiodactyla; Bovidae. Gene Ontology annotation, molecular function: protein binding. Bases 388 to 1362 code for a protein of 324 amino acids. The record is from RefSeq and is a predicted model, not a curated record.
ACCGCCGGCUGGAGCAGCAAUCCGCAUGCGCCAAACCCGGCACCUGAGAGCCUGCCCUCGCCAGGGCGUCGUCAGGCGUCCGGUCUCCUAGCAACGACGCCUCGAGUAGCUCUUUCCAUCCGUCCGCACCGCUAUCUACCUACAAUCCCCCUGUAGGCGGCCUGGAAAGCCCCUAUACACCCCUCAAAUUCCAGAUCCUCCACUUCGAUUUACUUUCGUCUUCUGCCCCACCCCAACAGUUAGCUCUGAACCAACCCCUUUCCAUUAUCCCCCAAUUCUCUGAGCUUCUCUCUCCUCAUACCAUCCUGGGUUCUUCCAUUCUCAGGGGCUGUCCAAGCCGCUCUACUUUUCGUUCCAAUCGCUCCGCAAGCCAGCAACUUUUAGAUCAUGCCUGGAGCUAAACUUGCCCAGAGUCCAGAGGAAGUCAAUGGCGUGUGCAUUACUGAAGCCCUCAUCACUAGGCGGAACUUGGCCUUCCCUGAGGAUAAGGAUCUGUCAGAGAAGAUGUUCCACACGCUUGCUGAACUGCAGACUGUUCGCCUGGACCGAGAGGGAAUUACCACUAUCAGGAACUUAGAGGGCCUCCAGAAUCUUCACAGCCUCUAUCUGCAAGGGAACAAGAUUCAGCGAAUUGAGAACCUGGCCUGCGUCCCCUCCUUACGCUUCCUGUCUCUGGCAGGAAACCAAAUUAGGCAAGUGGAAAACCUCCGUGACCUCCCCCACCUCCAGUUUCUGGACCUUUCUGAGAACCUGAUAGAAACACUCAAGCUGGAUGAAUUCCCCGAGAGCCUUCUCAUCCUCAACCUGACUGGAAACAGCUGCACCAACCAGGAUGGCUACAGGAAGCUGUUGACAGAAGCCCUGCCACUGCUCCUAGACCUGGACGGGCAGCCUGUGGCAGAGCGCUGGACCUCGGAUGAGGAGGAUACAGCCUUGAGUGAUGAGGAUGAGGAGUUCCCAGAGCUGAGAGGCCCAUUCUGCUCAGAACGAGGCUUCCUCAAGGAGCUGGAGCAGGAAAUGAGCAAGCACCGGGAGCUCAGGCAGCAGACAGCCCUGCUGGAGCACCAGCUGAGGGUGGAGACGCAGCCCACCCUCACAGACCUGCCCCCGCUGCCGGGGGCGCCCAUGGCUGGGGACAGCAGCCCUUCCGUCACUCCCACGCAAGAGAAAGAGACACCCCCAGAGCCUGCUUCCUCGCCACAGGCCUCCUCUACCACCAAGAGACUGUGCCCUCUGGCUCCCAGGGGCCAGCAAAGCACUGUUCAGGCAAGGAAGGGGGCCAGAGUAGCCGCAGCCCCCAGGGCCUCUCUGGCUGGGGGCCCCAGCACAACCAAAACUGUGACCAAAAGAAUCAAGAAGUGAAAUGCAGCCCACUGCUAUCAGCAAAGCCCCAGGCACAUGGAGGAACGAGGAGUGGGCCUCUCCUCGGCCUGAGAGCCCUGGCCUGUGGCAGGAGCCUGUCCCCAAUAAAGCAUCUCUAGGCCCUG